AUGGCGGGGCUGCUGCAGCAGCUGGAGCAGGGGUACUGCCAGGCACUGCGCUGGCCCCCGGCACAGGCUGCCCUUCAGCCCCCCGAGUGCUUCCACCUCCUGUGCCUGGAUGACCUGCGGAAGGCGGCUGUGGUGUGGGACGUGCAGCAGUACAUCCUGCUCCAGCUGGACCGCGAGCCUGCCCCGCGCCAGCACCCGACACACGGGACAGCUGAGAUGCUGAACCAGCUGCACGUCAAGAGCAACAGCUGCUUCCUCUACCUGGAGUGGGUGCCGGAUGACGUGGCUGCCGGCACCGUGGUGCUGUGCGAGGUGUGGCACAUCCCCAGCACCCUCCACAGUCUCCACCUCUGGCAGUGCCAGCGCCUCCUCCCACCACCACGCUUUGCCCAUGCCCACCCGCUGCUCCACGUGCUGCUGGCUGCCUGGCCCCUGCGCCCUGAGGAGCUGCACUGGGUGCUCUGGGCGCACCACACCAACCCUGCCACCGGCCGCGCCUGGGAGGACUUCCAGGGGCUGCUGGCGGCGCUGUGCACACUGCUGGCCAAGGGCCCCAGCAGCACCAGGCUGCUCUUCCACGCCAGCUUUGCCGAGUGGCUGCUGGACAUCAAGCACUGCAUGCAGCAGUUCCUCUGCAGCGCGGCCGAGGGCCACCAUAUACUGACACUCAGCGCUACGGCCCAGCUGCCCCAGCUGGCCCCCAGCAAGGCGCAGGGCCUGGCCCAGCACUUGCUGUAGGCCAGCCUGCCAGAGCCCAAGGUGCCGCAGCUGCUGCUGCUGGCAGGGGCCAGGGUGGGCGGGCUGGGAACAGGGGGCAGCGGGGCCAGACCGGCACUCUCCUCCAGGGUGCUGCAGCAGGCGCUGGAGCACGCUGAUGCAGUGCGGGUGCUGCUGGAGAGCGAGACCAGCGCCAACCAGCGGGACACCGGCGGGUGGACACUGCUGGCUGGUGCGGCACAGGGUGGCCACCAUGACAUGGCCAGGCUGCUGCUGGCGUGGGGCACGGAGGUGGAGGUGGCUGACCCUGGCGGGCAGAUGCCCCUGAUGCUGACUGCCCGGCAGGGCCACGCCAAGGUGCUGCAGUGCCUGCUGGCCCAUGGUGCCAGUGUCAACCAGCCAGACCAGGAGCGCUGGACUGCUCUGCGCUCGGCCGCCUGGGGUGGGCAUGCCGAGGCCAUGGCCACGCUGCUGUGGGUGGGCACGGAGGUGGAUGGGGCAGAUGCCGAGGGCUGGACGGCACUGUGGGCGGAUGCCUGGGGUGGCCAUGAGGACAUCAUCCAGAGGCUGCUGCGGCACAGUGCUCGAGUGGACUGUUUGAACACCGAGGGCCAGACCCCUCUCAUUGCCACUGCUUACAUGGGCCACUGCCCUGUCAUGGAGCGGCUGCUGGCCCAUGGCGCUGACCCCAACCAUGCCAAUGCCAACGGGUGCACCAGCCUCUCGGUGGCUGCCCUCUGCGUGCUGGCUGGCCAGGACUACUAUAAGGUGGUGAUGCUGCUGCUGGAGCGUGGUACCUGUGUGGGGCAGCACGACUGCGAUGGUCUCACCCCACUGCUGGCAGCCGCCUAUGAGGGCCGUGCCGAGCUGGUGGAGCUACUGCUGGAGGGUGGCACUGACAUGGACGAGGCAGAUGGGGCUGGGUGCACGGCACUGCUGGCAGCCACCACCAUGGGCCAUGGGGUGGUGUUCUGCACCCUGCUUUUCUGGGGGGCUGCCAUGGACCAGGUGGACACUGAGGGGUGGAUGGUGCUGGGGGUGGUGGCAGUGCAGGGCAGCGCGGCGGUGGUUGGCACACUGCUGUGCCAGGGGCUGGACGGGAACUGCCACAAUGCCGGGGGCCUGAGCUCCCUGCAUCUGGUGGCAUUGGAGAGCCACGCCAGAGCCUGCGCCAUGCUGCUAGAGCAUGGGGCCCGUGUUGCCCAGCCCGAUGCCGAAGAGCUGCUGCUGCAGCACAGGGCCAACCCCCAGGGCCAGGAUGCCCAGGGGCGCACGGCACUGCAUGGCACCUGCUGGCAGGGGCAGCUGGAGGUGACGUGGCUGCUGCUGCGAUGCGGGGCAGAGGUGGACACGCUGGACAGUGAGCAGCGCCCAGCACUGCACUCAGCCACCUGGCAAAGCCACGCCAACACCAUCCGGCUGCUGCUGAACAGUGGCACCCGCAGGAACCAGGCCUGCAGCCAAGGGGCCACAGCGCUGGGCACUGAUGCCCAGGAGGGCCACGCCGAGGUGGCGCGGGUGCUGCUGGAGCAGGGCGCUGAGCCCUGCCACGGCAAUGGCUAUGUCUGGACCCCCACCUGCCUGGCCACCCACUGGGGUGCCAUCCUGCGCCUGCUGGAGCGCCAUGGAGCCCAGCCCUCCUGCAGCCCGGGACCACUGCUCGCCCGGCUCCAACGCCUCCCUCCUCCACGUGCCGCUCACUGGCCGUGGUGCCCAUGCUGGAUGUGGAUGGAGGUGCUCAGAGCAAAGCGCCCACAUGUGGGAUGGAUGGACGGACAGAUGGACGGACGGACAGAUGGACAGGCUCAGGUCCUCUCUCCCCAGCGGUGA
This is a messenger RNA of Aptenodytes forsteri (emperor penguin), 2547 nucleotides long. RefSeq names its product ankyrin repeat domain-containing protein 50-like. Lineage: Eukaryota; Metazoa; Chordata; Aves; Sphenisciformes; Spheniscidae. Gene Ontology annotation, cellular component: cytoplasm. Gene Ontology annotation, molecular function: protein binding. The record is from RefSeq and is a predicted model, not a curated record. Gene Ontology annotation, biological process: innate immune response.